This is a messenger RNA of Aphidius gifuensis, 2462 nucleotides long. It is a transcript of the gene Nca, whose product is annotated as neurocalcin homolog. Bases 335 to 913 code for a protein of 192 amino acids. Gene Ontology annotation, molecular function: calcium ion binding. Lineage: Eukaryota; Metazoa; Arthropoda; Insecta; Hymenoptera; Braconidae. The transcript is spliced from 5 exons. The record is from RefSeq and is a predicted model, not a curated record.
AUGAACAUCGCCGGGGAAUAAAAUUUCAAUAUGGCAACCGUAGUAACGUCUGCACGAGUCAGUAUGUUUUGAAUUCGUUGACAAAUCGUGGUGACCGGUCUACGUAUCGCACAUAGAAAGGUGACUGAGUGGAUGGUGACUGUUGAAAAAACAAUUUGAAGAGAAACAUUUAUCUUAAUGAAAGUUUUGUUUUGAAAUUUAACUAUAAAUAAAUAUAGUUAAUUGAAAAAAACUCAACGAUUUAAGAUAAAUUAAAAAUAUCUUUUAGAUAUUUAAAGUUUGAGAAUUUUUGUUAUUCUAUAUAUAUAUUUGGACUGUGCUCUGGAAGGUCAAAAUGGGCAAACAAAACUCUAAACUAAAGCCAGAAGUGCUUGAAGAUUUAAAACAAAAUACAGAAUUUUCAGAUGCUGAAAUUCAAGAAUGGUACAAAGGAUUUUUGAAGGAUUGUCCAAGUGGACAUCUGAGUGUUGAAGAAUUUAAAAAAAUAUAUGGAAAUUUUUUUCCUUAUGGUGAUGCAUCAAAGUUUGCUGAACAUGUCUUCAGAACAUUUGAUGCAAAUGGCGAUGGUACAAUUGACUUUCGGGAGUUUCUCUGUGCCCUGAGUGUGACAUCACGUGGUAAAUUAGAACAAAAAUUAAAGUGGGCCUUUAGCAUGUAUGAUCUAGAUGGAAAUGGUUAUAUAUCACGUCAAGAAAUGCUAGAAAUUGUUACGGCGAUUUAUAAGAUGGUUGGUACUGUUAUGAAAAUGCCAGAAGAUGAAUCAACACCUGAAAAAAGAACAGAUAAAAUAUUUCGUCAAAUGGAUAAAAAUAAAGAUGGUAAAUUAUCACUUGAAGAAUUUAUUGAGGGUGCUAAAAGUGAUCCGUCUAUUGUGCGACUAUUGCAGUGCGAUCCAAGUGCACAGGCUCAGUGAAUUAUUUGGAUUUAUAUUAAAUAUUUAAUCCUAAUAAUAUCGGGUCAUUAUUCAACAAUAUCAUCACUUAUUUUGUAUAUGAAAAUGCCCAAUCAUUAUAAUCAUUUUGUCAUCAAUAACACGAGUUUAAACUCAAUUUAAAAAUACAAAAAAUAAAAAUAAAAAAAACAUUAUUAAUUAAUUAACUUUAAAAAAAAGUAAUUAAUAUAUUAUUAAGUUUUUAAAAUGACGUAGAUUAUUAUAGACUGACUUUGUGACUAGAGCAAGUUAACAAAUAAAUAAAAUAGGUAAAAAAAAAAAUAGAUAAACGACAAUUGAUAUUAUUUUGCGACAAAUUUUCAUGUCAUUUUACUUUUUUUUUUUUUGUUUAAAAUGUGUAUGAUGAUUAUUAAUGAUUGGGUGUUUUUAUUGGCCACAUCGUCGACGAGGAUUUUUGUUGAUUGAAUUUUGCCCUGAUAAUAAUAAAUUCAAUGUCACUGAGCCCAGUGCACUUGCGCAGACCGCAAACUAGUCUGCAAGACUAGUCGUGUCGCUCCUUCGUUUUUUUUUUUUAAUUUAAAUUUUAUAAUUUUAAGUAAAAUGACGAAAUUAAAUUAUAAGAUAAUUUAAUUUGUAAAAAAAAGAAAAACAAAACGUAAAUCUGUAAAAGAUUUAUGGAAAAAACAGAAAAAAAACUAAAUAAUUCAUGUGUUUUCGUACAAUUAUUUAUAAUUUACAUGUUAUUUGUGAUUUUUUGUGUUUUUUUCUUUUUUUUUUCUUCACUGUCAUAUUUAGAAUUUUUCAUAUAUUAUAUUAGCUAUUAGAUUUAUGUCAUUGCACAAGUAAAAAAUAAUUAUUUUUCAUUAAAAAAGUUUUUUAAAAGCUAUACUUUGAUUUAAUUUAAAAACAAUUUGUUUGUUUUUUUAUUAUAAAAAUAUGAAAAUCAUGAGGGAAUACUGGAUGUGAGCUUGAAUUGAUUAUUGGAAAUACAAAUAAUUAAUUCAUACACCCACAUUAAUUACAAGAGUUAUUGACUUUAUUUUCGAGUGAUAUUGACAGGCGAAAAAAAAAAAUUAUUCAAGAGAUCCAAGUUGUGUCAAAUUCAGUAUAUAUUUUAGUCAUCAAAAAUUAAAUUAUCAUUGAAAUAUUAAACAGUAGAUAUUCUACAUAAAUUAGUAUAAAUAUUUGUUUUUUUUUUUUUCUCGUGUGUAAUAUUUGUGUUGUGUUUAAUUUUUUUUUUUUAAAAACUUAUUAUUAAUUAAUUAAUUUAAAAUUCCUGGAGUCCUCAUCGACGAUUUAAGGCACAAAAGCUCAAACUUAUAUACAUAAUUAUCAUAUUAAUAAUUACUGUGUGUUGUGUUUUUGUAUUAAUAUUUUAUUUCCACUAGAAAAAAUAGAAAAGAAAAAAAAAGAAAAGACAUUUAAAUUUUUCCUUUUUUUUUUUUCUUUUCUUUAUAUACUGGCAAAUGAGUCUCAAUGCUGGAUGACGUAGAGUUAAAAAAAAAAUGAGGUCAAGUAACCUCGUAAUAAAAAAAAAAAAAAAGUUGAAAAAUAUUAAAUCACUAUUGCC